AUGGACCAAAACAACCACACCAAAACUACACGAUGGCUGGCCAUCCUCAUGCUCCUCACCAUGCAAAUACUCAACGCAAAUGCCGACGCAGUAACCGUCUGGACGACGGUAAAAGUACCCGCGGCAACACCAACAGCGCCCCUAUCACCAUCAUACACUUCUCUCGACGAGUUCAAGGACAAUAUGUUGAAAGUCACGAACGAGUACCGCGCCAAUCACGAUGCCGACCCACUGAAAUGGAAUAACACGCUCGCCGAUUACUCGCAGGAAUGGGCAGGAGCCUGUAUAUGGAAACAUUCGAAAAGUAGCUACGGCGAGAACCUCGCAUACGGAUACCAGAAUGUCUCUGCUGCUGUCAUCGCCUGGGGCGAUGAAGGCGAUAUGUAUAACUUCGGCAAGCCGACAGGCUUCACCGAGGAGACGGGACAUUUCACUCAGUUGGUCUGGAAGUCGACUACGCAGGUUGGAUGCGCUGCUGUCAACUGUGGAUAUACGAAGAACGACAAUGGCAAACGAGAUGAUGGGGUCGAAGUGCGAGAGGAUGUCUCCGAAGGGGUGGUGAUGGCGCCUCGUUUCAGCAUGGAUGAAGUGGGACGAGAUGACUUGGAAGGGUUGAAGGUCGCGCGAGGCGAGCCACGGGCUCAGGGGUGGUAUGUUGUUUGCGAGUAUACGCCUCCUGGAAAUGUUGUGGGCUCGCAUAAUUCCUACUUCAAAAAGAACGUCUUGCCAAAGAAGGCGCCUGUUGUUGAUUCGUCCACUUCUUCGUCCACGACUUCUGAGUCUUCUUCCACGUCCAUACCUGAGCCGUCGCCGAAUGCCGCGACAUCCACUACCAUCGGGAGUCAGAGUCAGCCUACGGGAGGUGCUAUGAGGUUCGCCUUGGACUCGACAUUGGGGAUGAUGCUGGUAGCACUGGGGACGGUGGGCAUGGGAAGGGGGCUUUAUACUUGA
This is a messenger RNA of Penicillium samsonianum, 951 nucleotides long. RefSeq names its product putative extracellular SCP domain protein Pry1. Gene Ontology annotation, cellular component: extracellular region. The coding region runs from base 1 to 951 and encodes 316 amino acids. Lineage: Eukaryota; Fungi; Ascomycota; Eurotiomycetes; Eurotiales; Aspergillaceae. The record is from RefSeq and is a predicted model, not a curated record. The transcript has 2 exons.